Papilio xuthus (Asian swallowtail) is the source of this 17923-nucleotide messenger RNA. RefSeq names its product MYC binding protein highwire (gene hiw). Gene Ontology annotation, cellular component: plasma membrane; nucleus. The transcript has 75 exons. Bases 135 to 13364 code for a protein of 4409 amino acids. Lineage: Eukaryota; Metazoa; Arthropoda; Insecta; Lepidoptera; Papilionidae. Gene Ontology annotation, biological process: regulation of synaptic assembly at neuromuscular junction; axon guidance. The record is from RefSeq and is a predicted model, not a curated record. Gene Ontology annotation, molecular function: ubiquitin protein ligase activity.
UUUCUCAUUGUGCUUGCAGCGUUUCGGUGGCAAGUGGCGUAGAUUGACGAUUUGAAAAGGAUUUAAGUCAAAUAAUAUCGAAUAAUACCAUCAUGCGUUUAGUGUUAUCCGAGACCUAGCGAGCAGUAACAAUCAUGGCUUGCUCAAAGCUACAAAUGUCUGAGCUAUCUAGCUUGGACCCGGAAAACUAUGAGAAAUUUUUUCGGACAAUACAAUGGAUUCCAAAUAGAAAAUUGGAUAAAAAAUCCCAGAAGAAGAUCGGGAAAAAGGAAAGAUUGAGGAGAAUCAAAGCGGCUGGUUCGGUGGGCGUUUGCAUCGCGCCCGUCCUGCUGCGGAAUGCUUCACAUUUCGCAGUGUUCGCCACAGUCCGCAAGUCUAUACUAACUCGUUCUGCACAACUGCGGUUGAUUGAUUCAGAAACACCAGAUAACAGCGACAAUGAAGAGCCAUCCUGCAGCCAUCACCAAUCUCUGGCUACUGUACCAAGGAUUACCGGCAUUGGACUUCGCAUGGUAUUCGCUCUUAUUUCUGAAGCCAGGUUCGCUGAUGUAAAAUUCUGUCAACAAUCUCUUAAAGCAUUGUUAGAUAUUUUACAAGGACAUACUCCUGAGGAUAUGUCUCAGGAGCCCAGUGAGAUGAUUAAUAUAUUACACCGCACCCUGAUUGAAAUCGUGAGCGGCAUCACCCCGACCGGCAUAGAUGAAGUGCCGAACACCAAUAUUGGGCUCAGCUGCGCUUGCUUGGUUGCACUCACAGUUUCCAGGGGAGAAUCAGAACUGAUGCUGAAUGCUAUCGCUGCUAUGAUUAUGAACACUACGGCUAUGACUGAACAAUAUAUAAAGAUACCCAAAAAUUUGACAAUUCUACAAAGGAGUGUACAAUCCGUGAUACUUGGUGAAUCUUCACGUAACCAAUGGAUCAAUUUUGGCGUGCCACAUCAAAGCCUCGCGUAUGGUUUCCCAGUGGACCUGCCUUGCAUGAUGACAACAGGCCCCGGGGAACUCAUAGUCCGUUCCCUGGCCUCGGACGGAUGCUACCUUUACGUAUACUCCUCAAAGGGAUUAAUUAAAAUUGGAACUGGAUACGGCAGCUCCUUAAAACAGCAUAUCUAUAAAUUCAAAUAUGAUUUCUUCCAAGGUGACCGCCAUGGAUGGCUAGGUUAUUGCAAGGAUAAACUGUAUGUGAGAAUUGGGCGGAAGAAACCCGAAGUGUAUGAAGUGAACAAAGAAACCUUAGAAGUGAUGAAGAUCCUUAGACUGGACCCCGGACAAUCCGACUCGCCGGAGCAGAAGUGUGCCGUGUUCACGGAUGGCAAUCAACUGGGACUUGUCUUACUAGCUAAUUACGCUAAAAUUGUCGUGAAAAUGUACGACGUGACAAACAUACCCGAGCAUAACGAAUGCUCCCCUAUCGAGCUGAAAGCGCGGGAAGAAUGGAAUGUACAUCUGUUGCGUCGACGGACUAUGGCAUUGGGCCGUCCGCCGUUUGAUGACGGCUUUUCACGAAGAGCAGGCGACAAUGAUACCCCCGUGUUGAUGCAGUUAGAUGAUAACGAUCUUGACCCACUGCAUGGUAUCUGUGCCGGUCAGGAUUUCGGUCUGUUGACUACGAAAACGGGAAAGGUGUACUACACUGGUAAAGGCACAAGCCUGGGGUACAAAAUGGCGUCCCCACAUAUCGGGCGAUGGACUCUCAUGAAAGAGACAUUAUUCAACAGGAACGAACCGAACGUGAAGAAGUGCCAAGUUACUCAGACUGCAGUGGGACAUGAGGGUGUCCAUGCUAUCCUGGUAUUGGAUAAUGGCAGUGUUCUGUUCACGGGCAUAGCCAGGCGCGGCGAAGACGGCGACAUCGGCAAACAUCGCCGCAACCCAAAACCUACGCGCCCUAAGAAGAUUACUAGGGUGGAGGGUCAUCACAUAGUGUACGCGGCGUGUAACUACGGUUCCACCGCGCUGGUGACUCGCGAUGGCCUCUUGUUCAUGUUCGGGAAGGACACGCAGCAUUGCGACUCCACUGGCUUGGUCACAGGACUCAAACACGAGAAAGUUAUACAGGUGGCACUUGGCAAAGCGCAUGCUGUUGCGUUAACAAACUUCGGUCAAGUUUACACUUUCGGCAUCAACAAUAAAAGCCAAUGCGGCAGAGAAUUCGGCUACGGUAAGGAAAAGUACCAACCGCGACGCAAAGAGAAGGAGGAGGUUCGCGUGUGUGUUGACGGACAUUCGUUCCACACUGACUACUGCCGCGUGUGCACGCUUUGCCGUCAGUGCACCGGCUUCGGCAACAAAUGCUGCUGCGUCGCCAUAGCCGAGCGUGUGCCCGGAGAGUACUGCAGAAAAUGCUGUUGCAGCAAAGGCGAGAGCAGCUGCACCGCUUGCGGCAUUUGUCGCAAAUGUGCCAGCGUGACAAAGAUAUCACAACCGCGCCAGUCGGAUGUUGCAGACGAACACUUAGAAGGCAUGCCCGCAGAACCGCCGCCUGAAAAAGAGGAGAGCAAAUCGGUCGCCCACGAGAUGUCGAUCGCGGGUCCAAGCAGCGAGGUGGACAAGGGGGAGCGGGAUACGAGCGUGAAAGUGAACAGCCUGCCGCCGGCGCGCAUCGCCGUGCCCGGGGGACAUCGCAUCGUCGCCAUUGCUUGCGGCUUGCACCAUACCGUGCUGCUCUCUGAUAACGGUGAGGUGCUGACGUUCGGAUCUAACCAGAUGGGUCAGCUGGGUGCGGGCGAUGUGGCGCCACACCAUCGCAUCGUGCUCGUCCGCUUGCCGCGCGCAUGCUCAGUCGCAGCGGGCAGCAACCACACCGCUAUCCUCACCCGCGACGGAGAACUCUACACCUUCGGAUACCACCAGAAAGGUUCACUGGGGCGCCAACAACCCGAGGAGCCAGUGCGUCAGGAGCGUGCCCCAACUUGGUAUGCGACCCCAGGACGUGUUACCCGCUUUGGCCCACGCGACGCCGCUAAAGCGGUCUGGGUCUCCGCGUCUGGCGACCAGACCUUCGUACAACUCUGUCAGUCUGUCAUCAAGACUGAUACUAUCUUUAGUUCGACUAUCACUGCUAAUGGAAAUAACAUUGUGAUCUUGCCCAACCGGCCGGAACAUGCAUUCAAAUGCAUCACAAUAAACAAAAUUGACAGUUCUUGCAACGCGUGGACUGGACCCGAGCAAGUUGACUUCGUGAACAGUCUCGCAUGUCUAGACCCCCUGUACAAUGUACUGUGGUGCUACCAGCCGCAAAAUAAAGCCAUUAGGUGCUAUAACAUCCUCGCCUUCGAUGCCAACAAACUGCAGCGUUGUUACAACGAUCCGGACAUAACCACGGAAAAUGAAAAGCAAUUCCCUAAUUACGGUAUGAUGAAGCGAUUAGAAGACUUCAAAGAUCUGAAGACUUUCGAUCAGUGCCGUACUACAGAUGAGAAACCACCGAACAAUAUGUCACUCGCCAACAUCUCUGUGUUAAACGAAGAACUUGCCAUACCUAUGGUGGAAGACUGUUAUGUGACAAGGAUGCAUGCGGCAUUGCAUCUCCUGGGCUGCUUGGACUCACUUGCAUUUGCCCAUGAUAAUAAGCUCAAAAUGCCAGAAUACAAACCCGAUAAUUCUGGCGGCAUGACGAAAUCGCUUGCGAUGCUGGAAGAUUUCUCAGUGGUGAACCGCUUCCCCAACCACGGCGGUGGUUGGGGGUACUCUGACAACUCCAUUGAGGCUAUACGCUUCAUGUGUGACAGAAAUAUUUUACUGGGUGGCUAUGGUUUGUACGGAGGCCGUGGCGCUAACAGGGCUAAGAUCAGGUUGUACGACAUUGGAUAUGGUGGCGGCGAGCUGGAGGUGGAGGGACAGCUUCUGGCCGAGAGCGAUGACACCGUGUUCCAGUGCGCGCCCAGGGAACGCUACCCCAUUUUAUUUGAUACUCCUGUACCUGUAGCUGCUAAUCGAUGGUACGUUGCUUGGGCUCACAUCAAUGGCUCGUCAUCCGACUGCGGAUCAUCGGGACAAUCGGUGGUCAUCAAGGAAGACGCCACAUUCUACUUCAAGACCUCUGAAAUGUCCACCAAUGGCACAGACGUGAACGCGGGACAAAUAGGUUGUCUCCUAUAUAUUGUUAUAAAUUCCGAAGAGUUAGCGCUCCGACGAUCCCUAAAGAAUGAACCGAUAGUUAUUCUAUCCAAGAACAUGUCUCGUAAAGUCACCGUCGGCUGCUUCAAGACCAUUAUGAAAUUAAUGGAAUGGAGCUGGAGGACAUUCAGAGGUUUGGUAGAUGCCACAAACGGAUUAGUACCCAUCAAUUACCAAAAAUUAAGCGCGAUGAAGCAACAAAAGAGAUUGGUGUAUGUGAUAAGAUCCUGCCUGAGACUUAUAAGAUCUUAUAUAAAUGAAAUUUACCCAAAGAACAGUAAAAAUAGGAACUCACAGGGGUAUAUGUCGUAUUUUGAGGUGAUGUCUGAGAUACGCAACUUCAUUAAGCAAAUAAUGGCGGAGCAGGUUCCCGUUUGCGCCACGCUACCGAUACGAUCCGGUCAGAAACCUUACAGAGGUUGCUAUGUUCAGUUCUCUUUGGAAUUGACAAAAUCUGUGCUAAGAGAGGCUCACAAGACAGUCACCUCUUGCUUCCACGCGUUCUACCCAACGCCUACGCUCAAGUGGAACCAUCUGUGCUUCCUGCUUUCUUAUAUUAAGGAGGGGAAAGUCCCUAUGGCGAGCGUAAGGGAGCUGUCGGCGACUUGCGCGGCGCUGUGCAAUUCCUGCAGCUUGAUGGACGUGCUGCAACACAUCGUGGGAGUGACGCAAACCUCUCUACGCGAGGACAACAAACGCCGCAUUGAACGCCCUGACAACAGAUUGGCGAAACCAGGUCCGAGUAGAGCUGGUUCAUCGUCGCAUUCCUCGCACUCGAAGAAACCUCCUCCCGUGCCACCUAGAGCCAACAAUAGAGAACAAAAGAGCCAAGAUCAGGGUGAGCCGAAGCCGGCGUACAUGAACUGGCACUUGAUGGACGUGAUUCCGCGUCUGCUGGACAUCGUGCUGAUACCGUUGAAGGAGCGAAUGACGACGCACGAAUGCUCAAAGCCCCAUGAACACGGCGAGAUUGCUGCUCGCCAGCGUCUGGCCGAAUACAUCGGCAAAUUCAUAGUGCGAGUAGUCGCUGAAUUAGCGCAAUACGCUAAUGAUGCCCGGGACGAAUUGGACACGAAUGCCUUGAAACAUCUCACUACUCCGUCGCGUUUUGUACGCGUAAAUCAAAACCGUGCCUGGAACACGGGCAACGGGAGCCCGGAUUCCAUAGCAUUUACAGUAGACAGGUCCGGGAUUAUGCUGGUCGGAGCUUGUGUGUAUGGCGGCGGUGGCUCAUAUGAAUAUACCCUUGAGCUGAUGCAGGACCAGCUACGCAACACAACGGAGGACACGAAGUCGUCGCACUGCUGGGUCAGCGUGGAGUCAGUGCACGGCACGUUCACUGCCGCUGACUGCCAAAACGACAUAGCAACAAUCAAGUUCGAAAGACCGGUCACAUUGAAGGCGGAGUACCAGUAUGCAUUGAGGCUGUGCAACCAAGGCGGGCGCACUGUGAACGGAGACUGCGGCCUGCCUUCGGUGAAGGGCCCUGAUGGCACCACCUUCCUCUUUGCCUCCAGCUCUCUUAGUUUCAACGGCACUACGCUGGCGAGAGGACAAAUACCUUCCCUCAUCUAUUACGGAUCUUCGAAGUUGCUAUCAAACACGUCAGAGAGUAGCGAUGCAAUACUGUCAGCGCUGCGAACGCUGACAGUGCGCGUUGGAGCGCUCGUGAUGGAGCGCUUUACGGAGCUGCUGUCCGAGUUGCGGUCAAAGCUGUCGCCGAAGGAGAUGCGGCGCAACAUCCCCGAGCUGCGAGACAGCCCCGCAGUCAACACCCUACUGCCCUAUGUGCUAACACAUCUAGAUACCAUGGACGAUCCUAAGAGUUACGUGAAGAUAUUGGAGCUGAUUCAUAAGAUGCUGCCGCACGUGGCCGCACUGAAUUUGCUGGUGCCUGGCGAGGAGCCAGCCUCAUUGCCAGGACAGUACUACACCUGGGUGGAGAGCCUGCACCCUUACCAGCCAUCAUCCGUCAGCAACAUAAGAGUACUAUUCCCAAAGAGCGUGUCGUGGAUAGCAUUAGAGAUGGACCCGCGCAGCAUCACCGCGCAGCCGGAGGACACGCUAACGAUCUAUGCAGCGGCAGGAGCGCCUACUCAAAAGUGCACGGCCGUCAAAGAGCCACUCAUAUCAGAGUCGCCCUUCCGCAAGGUAUACAAGCGUCGUAUUCAACUGUCUGUGGAGGAAGGAGACCAGGAUGACUUCAAUGAAGAGGGAGAUCUUGAUAGCAACUGUGCACAUCAUAACAAAAUCUACUUGAGUGUGACUCCGCGACUUGCGAACGUAGCUUCCGAAUAUCCUCAGAAAGCUAUUUUGGUGCCUGGAAAUGAAGCCAUAUUUUCGUUGGAGACAGCCUCUGACUAUCUAAGAGAGUACAAAACUGACAAUGGUCUGGAGAGCCACUUCGGUUACCGGUGCCUGUGCGUGGGUUACGAAGACACGCCGUUCACCAUACAGCGCAAUGGUCUGUUACUAUUGGAGAUGGAGCUGGUGUACGCCGGCGCUGCGUGCGCCUCUCGACUUCUUGCACCUGACUUGGAAAUGCCCAGUACAUCUCACAAGACCCUGGCUGAUAUCCAGUAUCUGGCAACGUGGGGCACGACGCGCGAGGGCGAGCCUCCUCUAGACUACACGGAGAUGACAUUCAUCGCCCGAGGCUUGGACCUCGCUUCACUCCCGACUAUACAUCAAGUGCUUGAUGGACAGAAACUGGCGCGGAGUGCAUCAGCUGAAAAUCAAUUUCUUGUCGAUUUUGUGGCGGCUACUGAGAACACUGCCGGCGGCCGGCUGGCUCGCUGGCUGGCUCCCAUGUCGCACGUGGACCCAUCGAAAUGCGAACUCAAGCUGUUGAGCACUAACGCGAAACCGGCGCAGCCUGUCACCGUGUCCGUCAUCAUUCGCGAUCAGUACGGAGAUCCUGUUAUCUCCCCAUCUCUAAAAGUUGAGAUUCUAGUUCUGCGUUUAAAAAAUAAUGGAGGCGGCAAGAGGAGAUAUAACGUGGACGACGCCGACGAGGCCAUGCCCGAAGUGCCCUACCAGACCACAGUUCGAGAAAAUGUGAGCUACCACGCUAUUACUAUGAUGCAGGCCUACAAGAAUUAUUCGUUCGACGAGAUCCGACUGUCGAGCGGUAUGUGGUCGGACAAGAACGCAGCGGCGGAAGGCAACGAUGAGAAGACCGUGAUGUCUGAGCAAAUGAUGAUCAACGCUCAAGCAGACGGCACUUAUCUCGCGACUUGGGUGCCUCAAGAGCCCGGGAACUACGUCGGCUCCUGCCUCUUCGAUCAUGAACCUAUUAAUAAGGAAGUAGUGUUCGAAGUGAGUGUAGCCGAGGUGCCGAAAGACGAUAAAAAGGAAAAUACUUCCAAUUUAUCUCCGGAAGUGGACGUGGAGGGGUUGAAGGCUCGCCUGCGUCGCUUCGGUAUCAACUACACCGCCGGUCUACGAGUCCGCUCCAGCCCCAGCCUGCAAGCGGAGGUGAUCGGAUGUAUACCGCCGGACGCUAGCAUCGGCUUUGUUGAAGAGGUGGAGAACAAAGACGGUUUAUGGAUACGGCUGAACGAAGAGUCAAUCCAGGAAUAUACAACAAGCCCCGUCGCCAUCGCGUGGUGUUUACAGUAUCACCGCCAGCUGGACCUUGUGCUGAUGAUGGAGUCCAAUCAUACUAGUGAGGCUGACGAGGAGGAAGCCAUAGACUCUUGGAGCGAUGACCAACAGGGGGAGGGCAGCGCCUGGAAACCUGAAGAAAAGGAUAGCACUAACGAUGCCAGUGAUGAUGAAGAAAGAAAAUUCCCAUUCUCUAUUGACUUGGGCAAUGACGCCCUGGCGGCGAAAAAAUAUCACGAAACCCAAUCUCACAGACUACUGAUUGGAAGCAGAUACACUUGUUCGAGAUAUCCUGUACCACGACAACGUAUCUCUGUACCCAGUUCGAGCGACGAAGGGUCGUCGAGCCUGUACGUGUUCGGCGCAGAGCCAAGCAAGCGUUGCCGUCUGGCGCGCAAGAGCGCCGCCGCCGCUGGGGCAGUCGCAGCCGGCUCUCCAAGACGUUUCCAACGCAAGAGCAACGGCAACAGGGAGGAGAUGAUGAUAGCCAGAAGACAUGACGAUAAUGUACAGGACGCUAACGUCCAAGAGACGGACAUAGAGCCGGAGCCACGUAACCACAGCCGGCUGGCGCAGGCGGGCACUCAGACCUCGCCCGACACUUAUGCUGAGGGUGCGCUCGCUCAGAUGUUCCUCGGCAAUAUCGAUGGCGAUGUUGAGGACCUUAAUGGAGACAGAGAAAGAUCUAGAAGUGGAAGUCGUGAUCGAUCGAAAGCACGUGCGCUGCGCGGCUCCCCGCCGCCGCUGCCCGCGCGCGCUUCCUCCUCCUCCUCGGCCGCCAGCUCGCCGCCGCCAGUUCCGCCCCGCAAGCACGCCGUCAGCCUCGCUCAGGCUAAAUGCAUGCGCAGUAUCUUUGCUGCGCUUCUGUGGCAUGAGGGCGCUGUGCAUGACGCGAUCGCAUGCGCAACCUUCCUGAAGUUCCACCCGUACCUGCCGCGCGCGGGCGCGAGCGUGGUGACGCGCGGCGCCGCCCACGUAACGCCCGCGCCCCGCCCACAGCGACACUCCGUAGAAGUUGCCAGCUCAGGGCACUACCUGAACUUGAACCCAUCGACUUUGGAAUCCCUGACGCGUUCAGGGAACGAGGCCUGUGCGAGUCGUGAGCGCAGAACUGAAAUGGACGAAGCCAUUAGCGAGGAAGAGCCUGGAACUAGUGAAGCAGGAGGAUCUUCGCCAGCGGUAGUGAAUGUUCUGCCGCCCGCUCUGCGCGCUUUAGUCUCCUUGUGGGACGCACUGUACGACUCUGAUCAACUUGCAGUUGUUACUGACAAAUUUAAGAAAGGAGCAGCAGAAAAUCAAGAAACUGAUGAUCCAACUAGAUACAGCGGCAUUCGCAAGAGGAAGGAUAGGAAAACAAAUCCAAUGGCAAAGGCGCCCUAUUCCGUUCAAUGCGAGCUGUGCGGAGAUGCGAAGGUGCCGCCGCCGCUGGGCGCGCACAUGCGGCACAGGCACCAAGGCUGCGGCGCGCCAUGCAACACCGGCUACGACCGCUCCGGCGAAUUCAUUAGCCAAGAAGUCCCGCCGGUCCCCACCAUGCAGCCCCUCUGCGGACAGUUCGCACAAAGUGGAAUGGUUUUAAUUACAGCAGUCCAGUUGUGGUACAUCUUCUGUACGAAAUGUCGCGGCACGGCACUCCGAAGCGCUUCAGCACAAAAGCAAGCCAAGAGCAAAGUGGUGGCUGAUCCCAUUACCCGCGCCGAACCUAAAAUUGACUUCAUCAAAAUGCACAACAAUGCUGUCUUUUUACUUAGUAUCGCUUCCAUUAACGAAGAAGAAGCAUCAUCAUCUGCGUCAUCGGGCGAGGGCUCCAGUCGCAGCCCACCAACACCCCCGGGCAGUAUGUGGCAGCCGGCGCCAGCAUUCCAGUGCCUGGUCUCGUUGGGCGCUGCUCCCCGCCCCUCCGCACAAGAAGCUGCGCGGUACUACUCUCUAGGACGACCGCCACCGCCGCCUCCCUCACCUGAAGCGCCGGAGGACGAACCGAGCACGUCCAGAGGGACAGGCAGAAGUCGCCGCAUGCAUCGCUCAGUGUCUAUGGGUCAGGCGGGUGGCCCGCUUGCCGGACAGUGCUCCUUGCUCGCACGCAACGAGCAGCCGCAAGGACGGGAUACUGUCAGAGAUGUGCAAUACUUAGCUUCAUCAAGCUCCUCUCUGCUCGGCCAACCGAGCGCCAACCUCCGUCGUCUGAUUGGCUACGGCGUGGGCGAUGACGCUGUCUCCGCAUUUGAAGUGCCCAAUGUAGACCCCGGUGCCCUGUUCCGUAGCCCCGUGCUCCUGUUCAUACUUGCACGCCGUGAUCUCAAGGCACAUGAAGAGAAGAUGGAAGCCGCCGCAAGAGCUAAUGCUGUACGGCAAUACGCUUGCGAAGCGCUAAACUGGCUGCUUCGUUCGGCAACUCAGUCAACUUGCGUCCAUGACGUUAUGUGGUGGUUCUGUGAGACACUCUCUCAGUACGCGAACUCCCAACAACCUACUCCUGGUGUCCAAGAAAAUCAGGAACAACAAGACGGAAAACAAGCGCAAGCAACGCAAUCCGCGAACCAAGAGUUCGCGUAUCGCGAGUCGGCUGCUACGGGCGCGGCGACGUGCGCGUUAUGCCCGGGCGGGCGGUCGGUACGCGGCUCGCGCGCGGCUCUCCACGCGCUGCUAGGCUCCGUGUCCGCGCUCGCGCCCUCUCUGCACCCCGCCAGCGCGCCCGGCCUGCAAGCUAUACGCUGCUGGGCCCUGCAAUACUCACAACAUGACCGCUCAUUCUUGCAUCGAUCGCAGGUGUUCAACGUGAUCAGUCGCAUUCUGUCUCACGGCGAAGACGGCGCUUUUGACGAGGCUGCCUUCGGGGCUUUGCACGAGAGCUACCACACUUAUCAAAAUCAGGACGGCAUGGUGUGGAAGUGCCCGGACUUGACCAGUUGGUGCGAAAUAACAGUGUCGUCGCGUCCAGGCAUGGCGGGUGCACUGAAUGACUGUAGCACUGAGACGUUCUGGGAGUCCGCUGAAGAUGACCGCAAUAAAUCCAAGUGGAUCCAAGUGACCUGCCCCAGCGGGACCCCUGAGAACAGACCUUAUCUUGUCUGCCUGCACAUCGAUAAUAGCAGGGAUACUGCGAACAAGACACUCGGAGUCUCUUUCCUGUUUAGCAGUGGCUCUAACGAAUUAGCCUACGUGCAAGAAAUCGAUAUCGACCCAAGGAACGCUUCCUGGGUCUCCUAUUCACUACCGCGACUGCCAUGUGCGCCGAUCCGCGUGCGCUGUGAACUCCGUGGCACCGAGCCGAGCGUGCGCGUCCGUCAAUUACGUGUGCUGGGCGUGCCCCGGGCGCAGUACCCCUCCCUCGUUCCCAUACACGCCCUGCAAUCACACGUGGAACAAGACACGCUACGAGUAUUCCGUCUGCUUACCACAGAGGUGUUCGGUAAACUACUUGAAUACGAUUCUAUUGGUGCUGAGAGCAACGAUGCCGCUGCUCCAGCUGACAACGCUAUUGCUGGCGAAAGCGACCUGCGGGAACACGUCGUUGGCAUACUCUUUGCCGGACAUAAACUUACCUUACUCCAGAAACAAGUGAUGACGCACAUCGUGUUUGCGAUCCGCUUUGAGGCGACUCGCGCUCGCGAAGACUGGGAGAUGUGGCUACUCGACUCUGGAUCGGACGACCCGACCACGCCCCGCCCCCCUGUGGCGGACAACUACUGCUUCGAAAUGCUUUCGCUGCUGCUAGCUCUCAGCGGUAGCUCGGUGGGACGCGCCCACCUCGCGAAGCGGCUUGAGCUGUUGAGCGAUAUGGUAUCGCUGUUGCACACCGGCAGCGACCGCGUGCAACGACAGAUCAUAUCUUUGCUGCGCCGCAUGAUAACUGAGAUUCCACCUGAGAGAAUGUCAUUCGCACUGAACUUUGGAUCGGCACCAGAUGAGAAGAUGUCGAUGCUGGACUGGCUCGUUAGUUACCUGGCUAAGGCCAUCACCAUACAAGUGAAGGUGAAAGGACCCGGCAUUGCCAGCACCGACUCAUUUACAAUGGCCGGCAGCGUGAACAUUGGGCCCCCUGGCACCUGGCACAUGAGAGGACAAACAACUAAACAACAUGCUCAAUUGGUCGCCAAAUUACUUAUCGACAUGGCUGAGGGGCGUGUAUCACCGGCGUGGGCAGAGGAAACUAGCCGCGCUCUGGCGAGCUACGCACUGAAAAUAGCGCAAGCCAGAGAAAUCGAGGAUCGCGUUCCUACGCGAUGCAUUUCCCAGCCCACUAUAUGGAUGGCGCUAGCGUCCUUGUGCGUCUGCGAGCAGUCCUAUAUUGAAACAUUCAGGGCAUCGGAAAGUGAGGAGCUGCGUACGGCGGCUGAAGUUCGUCCGCUCUGCGCAAACCACGAUGACGGCAGCACGAUGGCAGUGGUAGACUGCAACUCUUGCGGCCCGCUCUGCGCGGAGUGCGACCGUUUCCUGCAUCUCAACCGCGCCGCGAAGUCACAUCGACGACAGAUAUGCAAAGAGGAGGAAAGCGCAAUCCGCAUCGACAUACACGAGGGUUGCGGCCGUGCUAAACUGUUCUGGCUGCUACUGCUGGUUGACAGACGUACUCUGAAAGGAUUGGCCGAGUUCAGAGGAUUACACUCGGACACUGAAGGCGCAAAUGUGGGCGCUGGCGAAGGCACUUCGACUGGAACUCAAGGCACAGCUGGAAUUUGCAGAUUUUGUGGCACUAGAAGUAGUUCAGGACUCCUGGCUAUAGGAAAUGUUUGUGCCGAGGAACAGUGUCAGGAGUUGGCUAAUGAGGCGUGCUCGCGCGUGUUACCGUGCGGUCACGUGUGCGGUGGCGUGCGCGGCGAAAGCACCUGUCUGCCGUGUCUGCUGGGCUGCGCGCCCCUUCAGGACGCCGCGCCUCUGCGACAGGAUGCCGACGAUAUGUGCAUGAUAUGCUUUACUGAUCCGCUGCAAGCUGCGCCCGCUAUACAGCUGAAGUGUGGUCACGUGUUCCACUUGAACUGCUGCAAGAAAGUGUUGGCCAGCAAGUGGAUUGGUCCUAGGAUUACUUUCGCAUUCUCUAAAUGCCCGAUUUGCAAGGAGGAUAUAUUCCACUGGACUCUGGAAGAGUUGCUUGCCCCGAUACAAGUCCUGUACGAGGAGGUCCGUCGCAAGGCUCUGAUGCGUUUGGAGUACGAAGGAUUGGCUGAGACUCAGUCACAGUCCUCUGAAGACCCCGCGACAUAUGCUAUGGAACGUUAUGCCUACUAUGUCUGUCAUAAAUGUGGCAAGGCAUACUUCGGCGGGCUAGCGCGUUGCGAGGCCGAGUCUAACGGGCGCUGGGAACCUGCAGAGCUGAUGUGCGGCGCGUGCAGCGACACCACGGGCGCACGCGUCUGCCCCAAACAUGGCUCUGACUUCCUGGAGUACAAGUGCCGAUACUGCUGCUCCGUUGCAGUCUUUUUCUGCUUCGGCACGUCUCAUUUCUGCAACGCGUGCCACGAUGACUUCCAGCGCGUCACAAACAUUCCGCGUCAUCUGCUGCCGCAGUGCCCCGCCGGUCCAAGAGGCGAACAAAUGCCGGGUACGUCAGAUGAGUGCCCACUCCACGUACAACAUCCCCCGACAGGCGAAGAGUUCGCCCUCGGCUGCGGCAUUUGCCGUCAUUCCCUGGCAUUUUAAAUUCCAUGCGACAACUGUUUAAUUUAAGGAUUAUUUUAUUAAUUUGUAUUAUUAUUUUUCCGCCUAUAAUGAAUUCAGUCAAAAAUUAUUACCAAAGCAAAACAAAUUUUUAUUUUAAGUUAAAUAUUUAUACAAAAUUUAUAAUUUAUUUUUAUCAGAAUGCGUUGUAACGGAUCAUUUUUCACUAAUUAAUGUUCAAAUUGUUUCCUUCUAUUUAGUUUAGGAUUAUUUAUUUUAUGAUUCAACACAGAGGCGUGAAUAUAAACGCGGACAAACAGGUUAAGAUGACUUCUUAUGUCUAUGCUUUGAAUUAACCUAAUUUAACAUCUGGUUUUACAGUUAUUUAACAAUUUAAAUACGACAUUUCUGAUACUUUUAUUGCGUAACUAAAAAUUAUGUGAAAAGUCAAAAUUUUACUUAUUACGUCAGCAGAGAAAACUUGUAUUUUUUUUUCGUAAGCAUAGACUAAGAAGAAGGGUUUUUGAAUAUUUUAAUCAAUUAUAGCUAUCCUAUCAACUGUUUCCUAUCGUUAUAAUAAUAUUUUUGUAAAGAUUAAUUGUUUAUAAUCUGUGCACGAAAUUUACCAUAGUUCGGAUGCAGUGUACGUUUUUAUUUAAGUUAGAUACUUAAAAAGUUAAUAUUGCUUUGUUAUACAUUUAUUAUUUUUAAUUGUUAAACACUUGAAACAAAAGCAUCAAUUGGAUUUCGUCCACACGUAUAAUGGCGUUAUUUUCGAAUUUAACAAAUUCUCAUUUUUUACACGGAAUUGAAUUUAGCCAAAUAGUUUAAGACAAAUGAACUGCUAAUUUCUCUAUACGUCCUUUCAAAUUUAUUAGUGGUUCAUAUUGAUAUUUACGACGCGAGACUUGUCCAUUGAAUAAAAUUUUAAUGGUUUUUUACCAUUAGAUUUUAUAAAUAAUCCAAUCAACCGUAUAAUUGUACAGAUUUACUAUAAAAACAAUCGUUAAAAUUUAUCGACACUUACCUAUAUUCAAUCUAGUCGUAGUAAAUAAAAUUAACGCACUUAAAAAUUAUAGAUUAAAAUAUUUUGAGACUGUUAGAGACGUAUUGGGGAAAAUUGCGAUAUAGUUUUGAAUAUUUUAAUUCUUUGCAAGCGCUUUCCAUAACGCUUUAAAAACAAAGGCGUCCAGUUAUUUGACAAAAUCAUCAUAGUCGGGCGUUUCCUGUUGGACUGAUAUGCUUACCGUUCAAUCGGUCCAAUGGUAUUUUUUACCAUGGGUCGAUUGAUCAGUAGGCGGAUCGGUCCAACGGAUAACAGCCCAAUCGACAAAGUUUAAAUAAACUUAUACCCGGAAUUACGCCACAGGUUAAUACCAACAUUUGAAACCUAUUAACUAUUGUUUAACGCGGAUAGCAAUCGUUAUCUUUGAACUAUUAUUACGGAAACUCUACCGAUAUAGACGGGUUAUUUGAUAGCCUUAUUACCCUUUAAAUCGUUCGUUUCUGAGACCUUAAUUUCUGUAUAAAAUAUAUUAUUAUCUCUGUUUUUGUACAGGGAUGUUGAUCAGAAACCAAGGAAAAGACGUACAAUUGCCAUUGUUGUGCAAUUAAUUAAAAUGACUUGACAACUGCGUGUGCAGAUCUUAAAAAGGACAUUUGACGAAUAAAUUGGAACGUACUGAAUUUUGACUUGAUACGGAAAUUGAUACAGAAAUGAGUAACAAAGUAAUGCAUGACGUUUAAGAUAAAAUGACCUACUUACGAGAACAUAUUUAAACGAUGAUCGACAACCGGAUAACUGAAAUAACAGUUAAUAAUAUAGUUUCCUAGCAACGGAUUACGUUUGCGGACUGGGUCAUCGUAAUAUUUACCCAGUGGAGGAUUCUAUUCCGGUUUUUUAAUUAUUAAUCAUUAUUAAUCUAUAUUCACGUUUUUUGACAUUCAAUAUGUCGCAUUCUUAAGUGUCUAAAUAUAAUCAAUCGAUGUCAAAUAUAUGUCGUGCAUUUAGAUGAAGUAAGGAAGCAACCCUGGAGCUUAGUCCCCAACAUUCCCAACUUUCUUUCCUUCUCUAAUUACUGGGUUACUAUUUCUUUAUACCCCUUUAUUAAAUACAAAUACAGACUUAUUUUUAAAGAGCCUGCACCAAUCGAAAUGAUAAUACAGUGGUUUUUAACAUAUUUCACAAUAUCACCCUCUAAACAACGACCUUUUAUCAACGGAGCUUGCAACUUAAAUGGUCAACGAUCCAGUUAGUUGUGUCUGCUUAGUUUCGCGAAUUUAUUACAAAGACAGAGCGACCUCUAAAACUUGUGCGUAAGUUAAAAAUUAAUGAAAUAUGUUGAAAAUCUAAUCCUUCUAAAAACUUCCACAUAAUAAUAUACAUAAUAUCAAAAUAACUUAUAGUAGGGGGAGGCAAAGCGGGGAUUAUUUGAUUUACAGGAGCGUGGUAGCACAUCUUAAGACGGAACUUUUAACCGAACAACUAAACUUUCCACAAUUAACAUACUUCAUAUAAAACCGCACCUUUAAGGCAGCCGAUAAAAAUGCCAAGUUCAAAAAAUCUAUGUUAUAAAUGUUCAAGCGGUUCAUCUUGAUACAAUGAGAGUUAAAUGCACGCAGAAAAGUCUAAAUUUCAAUUUUCAAUUGCAUGGUACAUAAGGAAAAUAGCGGAGACUUAAAGUUGCAUGGUUAAAAACGAAACCUUGACAUUUUCGUGCUGGCUAUAAUUUAAAGUGUAGACUUUUCUAAUUGUAAUCAACUCACCUUGUCUCAGUCUGAUGCGCUUUAGUAUUUAUAUCAACUUAUUUUUUUUAACUUAAUAUUUCGACCUGCCAUCCUAAAAGUCCGGCUUUUAUGGUUAGAAGGUGGACAACCUUAUGUUUGACUGCCACGCUCGAGUAAAUGCAAAAAUCCCCGCUUCGCCUCCCCUACUAAUACAGUUAGAUUACAUUUUUGUGUUUUAUUUGUUAUUUCUUCCAAAAUAUUUCACAUUGUCGAUUUAAAUUCUCUCCUAAACACCAUCUUGUGUUAGGAAAAACAAAUUGUUAAAACGGUUUUUAUAGAUAUCAAAAAAAUUAAGGUGCAAGGCUCUUCAAACUGUUUUUGACUUCCUACUGCCGACCUCUUUAUAAUCCUUGUCAUUUAUUAUUUGCUGCCAAUUUACUUAUAUAUUAAGCAGCGUUAAUCGCAAGUAUAUAAUCGUAAUAUAUAAUCUUAUGUACGUGCAACGCCGUACUUUCAAUGUUAGUAGUAAUAAAUGUUGUCGCCUAAAUGUAACAGCUUGUAACAGCUUAAUGUAUUCUUUCCGCGGGCCUAGAGUUAAAGAAUACGGAUCCUGUAAACUUUAUUCGAUUACUAACGAUUUAGUUAAUGGCGACGUAAUUAUUUAUUUAUAAAUUUUUACUUAUACCUUGUUUUAGGAUAUGGCCUAAAUCAAUGUUUAGCAUCACUUUAAAAUAACUUAUUCAAACAGCUCAAACUAAGUUAACGUAUCUUGAAACACUCAGAGGGUCUAGCACGAAUAUUUGCGAUAACCUUGGUAUCGUCAUUGUGAAUGUCAAAAAUAGUAUGAAAUAAUGAUAUUUUGAUGUACUUUACGCCCGACAGGGGCGCUGCACAAACUUUAGUACAAAUUUUUUCUAUGACGAUGCGAUGGUGAUUGUUACAUAUUUUUGCUAGACCCACAAAUUUGGGCAACAGAUGCGACAGUAAAUUAAUUUGGAAGCGAGAAGCAAUUUUGUAUAUUAGUGAUUCUGUUAUUUUUUAUGUAUUAAAAUUGGUUAUAAAAAAACAGAAUCUUCUGGAAUCUUUUAGGUUAUGCGCUAAAUAUUUUUGGGCCAGUCCGUUUAAGUGGAAGGGUGUAAGCCAACGUUUUUGAAUACCGGUUGAAAAUUUGCCUUUAUGAUCACUAAGGCCUCAUAAUUAUACUAUAAAAAUGGCAUUUAAGACCAUCAUUUUCAUCUAAUACUACUCCUCAAAGCGAUUUUCAUUUUAACAUCUCGAGAAUUCGUUCGAUUUUUAAACAGGUGUAUAAUUGUUGGCUACCCCUGAUAUUCAUCGAUUUAAAUAAUGAAUUGGAAAAAAUAUACAAUGCGUCGCCAUUAUUACUUCAAAUUAUUUUAUAUUUAAUGCUGUAUAUCUUAUUAUCAGCAUUUUCUAAAUAAAAAUCGUUGGUAGCUGAAAUAAUAUGUUAUUUGCGGCGAAUUCAUUUCAAUUAAGUGCCAAAAUUGACAACAUUUUUCAUCUUAACUAAAUUAUGACAUGGUUUUAUUGCUUUUUUUACUCGGUGGCGUUAUAAAUGCUAUUUGGCAGAAGUUUUGAACAAAUUUUGUUUAACGGGGUACGGCAGAGUGUUAUAACAGUUUCUAAUGAUGUUUGAUUAAAUCUGGAUUGUAAAAAUUGUGCGAUGACUAACCCCGUUAUUGUAAAAACGCCUCUCGAGUACUUGUAAGUCUUCGGAAUAAGAUUGAGGUUAUGUAUAGUUAUGUUUCGAAAUUACACAAAUGAAAGUGUUAUUACGAGUACGACGAAAAUUUAACAUCUGUAUUAUUGUAAAAAUUUUAGUUAUGAACAAUGGAAACUUUUCAAUAAAGCUUAUG